UAGGCACUGCCAAGGUUGCCAGUGUUCCCGCUCUGUUUCCAUCCAGGAGUCAGCACCAUGGCCGAAGACAUCAAGACUAAAAUCAAGAACUACAAAACUGCCCCCUUUGACAGCCGCUUCCCAAACCAGAACCAGACCAAGAACUGCUGGCAGAACUACCUGGACUUCCACCGCUGCCAGAAGGCAAUGAACGCGAAGGGGGGCGACGUCUCCGUGUGUGAAUGGUACCGGCGCGUGUACAAGUCCCUCUGCCCCGUGUCAUGGGUAUGUGCCUCCCCGUGGGACUCUUGGGUGUUCAGGUGGGGACCUAGCGGAGAGGAGUAUGGUGACCAAGGGACAAGAGUGAAGGGGGACCUGGGUAUACGACAGUCCCGGCCCUGGGACCCUGAAUCAUGCUGUGACUGCUAA
This is a messenger RNA of Acomys russatus (golden spiny mouse), 408 nucleotides long. RefSeq names its product cytochrome c oxidase subunit 6B1. Gene Ontology annotation, cellular component: mitochondrion; respiratory chain complex IV; mitochondrial inner membrane. Bases 58 to 408 code for a protein of 116 amino acids. The record is from RefSeq and is a predicted model, not a curated record. Lineage: Eukaryota; Metazoa; Chordata; Mammalia; Rodentia; Muridae. The transcript has 3 exons.